Messenger RNA from Didymodactylos carnosus, 1071 nucleotides. Lineage: Eukaryota; Metazoa; Rotifera; Eurotatoria; Philodinida; Philodinidae. The record is from the annotation of a GenBank genome assembly.
AUGAAUGCAAUAAAUAAUCAACAGCUUCCCUCCUCGGCCACUCCAUCUCCAAAUCCUUUAUCCUCAACAACAGCAACAACUCUCACUUCUUCGACAGCAGGUGGUAAUAAUAAUGCUUCUGCAUCAACAUCAAGUCAACAAGCUCCUUCAACUCCCUCGUCAUCAUCCUCUUCUGUCGUAUCUCGCGAUCGUAUAUCUCAAUGGAUAACCGAACUUCUUUCAUCAUCAACACGUGAAGGUGCCUUAAUGGAAUUAAGUCGUAAACGUGAAAAAGUAGCCGAUUUAGCCGUAUUAUUAUGGCAUUCAUUUGGUUCGGUUGCCGUCUUACUACACGAAGUCAUCAGUGUGUAUCCUUAUAUAACACCACCAACGUUAACAGCACAACAAUCGAAUCGCGUCUGUAAUGCAUUAGCUCUAUUACAAUGUAUCGCCUCGCAUCCUGAUACGCGUUCAUUAUUCAUUCAAGCAAAUAUACCAUUAUUUUUGUAUCCAUUUUUAAAUACAAAAUCAUCAACAAGACCAUUUGAAUAUUUACGUUUAACAUCAUUGGGUGUCAUUGGUGCAUUGGUUAAAACAGACGAGACAGAUGUUAUUAAUUUUUUGUUAACAACCGAAAUAAUACCAUUAUCAUUGAGAAUUAUGCAAUCGGGUAGUGAUUUAUCAAAAACAGUUGCCACAUUUAUAUUACAAAAAAUUUUAGCCGAUGACUGUGGUCUCAAUUAUAUUUGCCAAACAUUUGAUCGAUUUUCACACGUGGCAAUGGUUUUGGGACGAAUGGUUUUACAACAGCAACGUGAGCCAAGUGGACGAUUAUUAAAACAUAUAAUUCGUUGUUAUUUACGUUUAUCGGAUAAUCCUCGUGCUCGAGAAGCUCUUCGUUCAUGUUUACCUGAUUGUUUGAAAGAUCACACAUUUGAUAUUGCUCUGAAAGAUGAUCAAUCGACAAAAAAAUGGUUAACACAAUUAUUGAUGAAUUUGGAAUCAUCUCCACCCACAAAUGCUGUUAAUAGUAGCGGUGUUGGACAGCAACAACCACAACAGCAAACAUCAACAUUUCAACAGCAAUCAUAG